AAGGCACCAACCACUCAUAUCCAAUUGUCACUCGCUCGAUCUGUUUCCUCCAGCAAAUUAAAGGUCACAUCUCGAUCACUAUCCACUACUGCACACAGCACACAUGGCGGAGGAGAAGCACCACCACCACCACCUGUUCCACCACAAGAAGGACGAGGAGCAGCUGGAGCAGCCCGUCGCCGGCGGCGGGUACGGGUACGGCGAGGCCGCCGAGUACACGGAGACCACGGUGACGGAGGUGGUGUCCACCGGCGGCGAGGACGAGUACGACACGUACAAGAAGGAGGAGAAGGAGCACAAGCACAAGCAGCACCUCGGCGAGGCCGGCGCCAUCGCCGCCGGCGCCUUCGCACUCUACGAGAAGCACGAGGCGAAGAAGGACCCGGAGCACGCGCACCGGCACAAGAUCGAGGAGGAGAUCGCGGCGGCGGCGGCCGUGGGAUCCGGCGGCUUCGCCUUCCACGAGCACCACGAGAAGAAGAAGGACCACAAGGAGGCCGAGGAGGCCGCCGGCGAGAAGAAGCACCACUUCUUCGGCUGAUUUCAUUUCUCCCGGCCCAUCAAUCGUAUACGUCCCGUCGACGACGUACGUGUGCGUGCACGUACGGCCACAUGUAUGUAUAUGUAUGUUGUACACGUAUAUGUAUCUACGCGUGCGUGUGAGAGUGAGAUCGAGAGACUGAGAGGUGGGCCCGCUCGACGUACAUGUAUAUGCGUUCUGGAUGAAUAAGCGGUUACUAUAUGUAACCUGUCGUGUAUACGUGUGUGUAUAUGUACCUGUGUAUGAUUGUGAUAUAUGAUGACUGAAAAAUGCGUACAGCUCUGAUUUUGCUUA
Sorghum bicolor (sorghum) is the source of this 835-nucleotide messenger RNA. RefSeq names its product abscisic stress-ripening protein 1-like. The coding region runs from base 104 to 541 and encodes 145 amino acids. The transcript is spliced from 2 exons. Lineage: Eukaryota; Viridiplantae; Streptophyta; Magnoliopsida; Poales; Poaceae. The record is from RefSeq and is a predicted model, not a curated record.